This is a messenger RNA of Lampris incognitus (smalleye Pacific opah), 2394 nucleotides long. RefSeq names its product cytidine deaminase-like. Gene Ontology annotation, molecular function: zinc ion binding; cytidine deaminase activity. The transcript is spliced from 4 exons. Bases 184 to 681 code for a protein of 165 amino acids. The record is from RefSeq and is a predicted model, not a curated record. Gene Ontology annotation, cellular component: cytosol. NCBI's taxonomy places the organism in Eukaryota, Metazoa, Chordata, Actinopteri, Lampriformes, Lampridae.
ACCACAUCCUCCUCCACAUCUCUUUAGCUCAUAGCAACAAAGAUGUUCAGAAGGGACAUCCAGAGGAUUGGCUGCAGUAGCCAGUCCUUUUGGCCCUUCCCCUCUCCUCUGUCCCAUUUAGACAAAACUGGAGAAUGCUGAGUCAUUGCCUCAAAGACAGCCUUGUAAAACCCAGCAGUCAGCAUGGAGGAGGUCAAAUCAACAGGAAAGAUUGUGUAUAGUAAGGACCAAGGUUCGAGGAUGGUGCCCCAGGAAGGGGUAGAAAAAUUAAUCCAUCUGUCCCUACAGGCUAAAGAGCAUGCCUACUGCCCCUAUAGUAAAUUCAGGGUAGGAGCAGCUCUCCUGGCCCAUGAUGACAGAGUGUUCACAGGCUGCAAUGUGGAAAACGCCUGUUACAACCUAGGGGUGUGUGCAGAAAGAAACGCCAUUUCAAAGGCGGUGUCCGAGGGCUACAGGAGUUUCAAGGCCAUUGCAAUCGCCAGUGACAUGAAUGACCAAUUCAUCACCCCAUGUGGUGGCUGCCGUCAGUUCAUGAGAGAGUUCGGGUCUAGCUGGGAUGUUUAUCUAUCGAAGCCUGACGGCUCCUAUGUUAAGAUGAGUGUGAGUGAACUGCUGCCGGUGUCUUUUGGCCCAGAGGACCUGUCACUGCAAAAAGUCUUCAACACUCCCAAUACCUUUUGAGACACAACCACCCCUACCAAGUUACUGAUAUUGAGACACUUGACAAGCAUUUCAUUUGAUGUCUGUAGUAAAGAGCUUGCCAAAUAUUUCCUGUAAGCAAUAGUGACUGUUAAUAAGGUUACAUGAAAUAUUUAGCAGGUUGGUUUAUAUAUUCACACAUGCCAAGUUAACUGCAUUAUUGUUACUGUGCAAAUAAUUGUCAUGAUUUCACUUGACUGGCUCAUUUUCUACACUGAAACUCAUGUUGCAGUUAAAAAGAACAAGGAUUUAUUAGUUUUACAAAACGUGAGCAAAAUGAAAUAAAUAUCUCUCGCAGAACUUUUUGUUUACGUAAUUUCAUAAAUAAACUGCAAAUAAAAAGCAUUUCCAAGCAGUUCCUUUUCAUGAUCAUUUCAAUUCCUCCCUAUUAAGUAUGACAUUCCAAGGACAUACAAGCAAGAUACAUUGUUAAGAGCUUUAAUCUACUACAGCUAUUUGCUGAGAACCAACUUUUUUUCCCCAAUACGUGACAAAAACAAGAAGUGUUUAGAAGCACUUAAGUGGUGAAAAGUCGAGUACAGUUGCCAGCGCAGUUAAACUACUGGUGUUCAGUUAACCCAUGCAUUAAGAUGUACAGUAGUUCAAUGGCACAGACCAGGAGACUAGGACUAGUAGGACAUGUAGGGAUUAGUUUGCCCCCCCCCCCCCCAGAAAUGGACGGUGAAUAAAACUAAAAUAAAAAGACAAAAGGAGAAUACAGUAAAAUUAAAAAAGUAACAUCUGAAUGGGUAUAAAAGCAGAUUUCUUAAAUUCUGCAUGUCACUUCUCUAAAUCUAACCUAUUUGGAACCUGGCAGUAUACAGUUUGCUUACUUCCUUAAAGGCAGCAGACAUGGCACGAGGGCUGAGCAGCAUGGGAAAACAUUUAAAAGAACCCCAUUCAAAUGUAGAUCAUAGAAAACUGACUUUUGCAGAUCACUGUUUUAACAUAUGUCUGUAACUUUGAAAUUCAAAAACAGAUGUAUUGGUGCUUUUCAUCUGUGAAAUUAAAUUAUUUGUCUGAAUGGGGUCCUAAUAUACAUAUAUAUAUAUUUAAAAAAAUACUCAGUGCAAUAGGUUUAAUUUUUCCAAGAUGUGAGUCUUAGUUAUUUGCUUCUUGUGAACUUCCAUGGCAAGAUCAAAGCAUUUGAACCAGUAUGAUCACUCAAAAGGCUGUAAAGAUAUGACAAAUGAUAAAAGGCUCUCAUCUGUUUGUUACCUAGCUUCAAGUUCUCCCAUCAUUCAAUAUUACAAUGUUUUAUACUUAAAUGUUGGAAGACCAACAUCAAAUUUUGAUAAAACAUGACUAGCAAUUGGGUAACAAUAGCCUCAAAUUGUUCAGUGGGCUAUCAUUAAGAAAUCCCCAACAUUGUUUAGAUAAAUCCAAUGCAUCUUGCCAAGGAAAAUAAAAAAACUUUUACAGAAUAUCUUGUUGGUUCCAUACUUUAGGUGUUAUGGUACACGUUGAAUCUCUACAGUAGCUUCCUUCUUCCUCUACAUUAUCAAUGUUUAAUCUUCACUACUCAAGCCUACAGAAAAAAAGAUGACAUCCUGUAGAGACCUCUAGAAUUCAGUGUUGUAAACCUAUGUGUGCAUUAGAGAUUGGAUGAAAACACUGAAAAACCAUUAAGUUACACUGCAAAGUUCUUACCGAGGAAUCUGAUGGGAAAGCAAAACUAAAAUGACUACCCUUCCC